AUGUCAGGUCGCAAUGAUGGGGGUGACUCCUCCAACGACUCUGCGGCGGAAGACAGAAAGAGGUCAAGAGAAGAGCUCGUGGCCCUGAGGACGCAAGUUAGCUCGCUGACGGAUCAGAUGAGUCAGUUAAUGUCGCUAGUGGAAGAUACCACGGAGGCAAGCAAGAAGGAGGAGCCAGCUGGCACCAUGGAGGGUGCCGCUGAUCGCGGCGAUGCUAGGGAGAGCGCCGCCGUGGAGUCCACGAACGCCGAAGGAGGGGCACCGUGGACCGGGAGUGCGCAGGACGGGAGGUACCUGCGCGAACCUGUUCGAGAGUCUGGCCCGUCAGGGCGACACAGCGGCGAAGCAGGGGGCUUUGUCCCCCAAGAGGUGAGAUUAGCCGCUGCUCACAACCAAGAUUAUUGUAGUGCCAUGGGAGAUGGUGGUGCUGCUGUUGGCUUUGGAUACGGAGCCACAACCCCAGCGACGGGGUACCAAAGUGUGCGGUACACUUCUCCGUUCAGAAAGAAAUCGAAAGAUUUCAACGAAUGGCUAAAUGAUUUCCGCAUGGCAGCUAAUGGCGUAAACCUGUUGGAACAAUUUAAAGAGAGCGGGAGCUUGGAGAUCCCCGUCAACAGCGGAAAGAGCAAGUUUUCGCUGUCACAGCAAUACCGGAGCGAGCUAGAGCUCGCCUUCCACGCGUGGAGCUUCCUGUCUCACGCGUUGAAAGACAAAGAUCGGACAAUCAUGAAGAGGGCAGAGACGCCCCAGGGAGCUCUUCGUGAGCUCAAGACCAUACACGACCCUAAAUCAUCUGCACAGCCGUCAGAGGACCUCAAGUCCCUGACGUCGACCAAGAUCUCUAGAGGUGGAAACCCCCAAAACGCCCUAAAUGAGAUGCUCCACACCGCAAAGUCCUCAACCGAGAAAGGGCUAACUGUCAGCGAAACGUUCGUCCUUCACCUCUUCCUGGAUGCCCUUUUGGACGAGUACGCCAUGACAAAGCACAACCUGCGACACGCGGAGUUGACGCGGACCGGUUUGACGCGGACCGGUGUGCUAAAGGAAGUAAUGAUCGAAUACAAGGCAAUCAAGGACAAGAGGGAGCAGGGGAAAGGGAAAGGUGUGAAGGGCGCAGAGCAAGCGUACUUCGCCGACGGUGAGGGCCGCAGGGAGCGGUACUCAAGUAGGAGUCAGGGGCAAGGUCGUGGUCGCGGCGGCGGCCGUGGCCGCAGCAGCAGUCGUGACCGCGGCGGAGGCGGUCGCGGCGGCGGCGACGGCGGUCGCGGCGGCCGCUCAGGCGGAUCCGGAGGAGUCGAGGAGAGCAAGGGAAGCAGUAGUGGAGGCGCCGAUGGCGGCGGUGGCGGGGACUAUAAGUUCCCGGGCCGGUGCUUUAGGUGUGGACAUCGUGGACAUCAAGCGAUCGGCUGCACCACCAACGAGAAGGACUUCGUGCCGUGGUGUGCGAGCUGCGAGGGGUGGGGCCACACCAAAGAAAAGUGCCCGACUGAGGAGGCCGUCCUAGCGCAAGUGGUGGAGCAUGAGAGCGACGUGGACUCCGUGGAAGACCAGGCGUUUUGUGCCGUGGCAGUCCCCCCAGGCGAGUGUGGUACCGUUGGUGAAGUAGGUCUAGUGGGGGUUGUGAAACAAGGCCAGGCGGUGUACGUGGCCGACACAGCGGCCACGUGCUCCAUGUUCCGAUGUACAGACAACUUCGUGAACUACCGUGAGCAUAGUGGUUGGGUGAAGGGGAUCGGAGGCGACAAGGCCCCCGUUCCUCUUCUAGGAUACGGAGAUGUAACCUUAGUCCUACAGACGGAAGAUGGUGGAGUACCCGUACCAGUACGGAAUGCUGCCCAUGUACCAGAGGCCCCCUACAACCUCCUCUCGCUGUCUUCGUUGGUGGAGGAGGGCCACACGUGUUCGGAGAUGAAGGGGGGCCUCACGCUGACCACGAAAGCCGGGGGGGAGGUGUGGUCCCCCCGGACUGGAAAGCGGCUGACCCAACGAGGCUAUCAAAUAAAGACAACGCUACACACCGCUUGUGCCGCACUCAUUGUUCCUGGCGAUGCGAAAGCAGCCACCCCCACUGACCUCAACGAAUACCACCUCGCGCACGGCCAUGCCCACGAGAAAUUGCUCAGGAUCACGGCGGAGCAGCAGGGAGUGCAGCUGACGCAUGGACCGCUGCUACCCUGUAUUGGCUGUUCGAUGUCCAAGGGACAGCCAGUGACGGCUCAGUCGACCUCGGAAGCAGAGUAUAUGGCAGCCGGGGAGGGCGUGAAGGAGGCGUUGUUUGUACGUGGCGUGCUGUCGUUCAUAGCGCCCGAGACAAGUGGGGCGAAGAUCAAGGUCCUUGAGGACAACAAGGGGGCUCUCGCCUUUAUCGAGAACCCGUUCAGCUCAGCGAGGAGCAAGCACAUCGACGUGCGGUUCCAUUUCAUUCGCGAGCUAUCCAAGUCGGGCAAGAUCACUGCAGAGAAGCGUUGUGCCGGCGCGUCACCCGUGGCUGGAGCCUAG
Molecule: messenger RNA, 2499 nt
Organism: Ectocarpus sp. CCAP 1310/34
Lineage: Eukaryota; Phaeophyceae; Ectocarpales; Ectocarpaceae
Source: the annotation of a GenBank genome assembly